Molecule: messenger RNA, 3705 nt
Organism: Erpetoichthys calabaricus (reedfish)
Lineage: Eukaryota; Metazoa; Chordata; Cladistia; Polypteriformes; Polypteridae
Product: PI-PLC X domain-containing protein 1-like
Exons: 7
Coding region: 258-1223 (321 amino acids)
Biological process (GO): lipid metabolic process
Molecular function (GO): phosphoric diester hydrolase activity
Source: RefSeq, a predicted model, not a curated record
UCUCUCUCUCUCAGUCUAGAGUGUAUGAUUGGUGGAAGUCAUUCAGAGAGGGACUAUCAUUUCUUUGGCCCACUUAAGGAAUUUUUAGGAGGGAAGAAAUUCAAGUCGAAUGAGGAGGUUAUUGACGCUGUGCAAGAAUUAGUCAACAUGCAGUCAAAAGACUUGUACUCUUCAGGGAUUAAGAAGCUUCCUGGGCACUGGAACAAGUGUAUUGCAGUGGCUAGAGACUAUAUAGAAAAACAGUGGAAUCUUCAAACAUGAGACAUAAAUGUAUGACGCAUGAACACUUUAUAAAGGGCCACAAAUUUGAGGAUUGGAUGUCCAAACUUCCAGAGCAACUUUGGGAUGUUCCCUUAUAUAAUCUUGCAAUUCCAGGGAGUCAUGAUACUAUGAGUUACUGCCUGGAUAUUAACUCACCUAUUGAUAAGUCAGGACCCAAAAUCUUAAACCUUGUGGAUAAAAUAUUUCCAUGUUUUGUUCGGCCACAGAUUUACAAAUGGAGCACCACCCAGGAGAAAAAUAUUGUGGAACAGCUAGAUGCUGGUAUUCGAUACUUUGAUUUGAGGAUUAGCCACAAGGAUCAUGAUACAUCUAGCAACUUGUACUUUUCUCAUGGAUUAUACACGCUUUUGUCAGUUAAGGAGGUGCUGACAUUUAUUGCGCAGUGGCUUGAAAAUCAUCAGAAGGAAGUGGUUAUUUUAGCAUGUAGCCAUUUUCAGGGAAUGACCGAAGACCUCCAUAAACAUCUAAUUUCUUUGUUGAAGAACAUUUUUGAUGCCAAGCUUUGCCUGAAUUCAGAGACCGUAACUCUGUGGAAUAUAUGGAAACUUGGCCACCAAGUUAUUGUUUCAUAUGAUAAUCCAAUUGCUAAACAGCAUUGUGAGUUAUGGCCUGGAAUAUCUUAUUGGUGGGCAGACAGCAUGGAUCCAAAAGCUGUUGUGCAAUACAUGAUUAAUUUGCAAAAGAUUGGACGUCCAGGAACAUUUUUUGUGGCUGGCCUUAACCUUACAGAAAAUUGGAAAUUUAUUUUGACUCAUCUCCGCAAAUCAAUGAAGACACUCACUUUUAAAGCCUAUCCUUUUUUAAUGAGCUGGGUUCGAAAACAGACUCCAGGAUCGGACAGAGCAUGUCUGAAUAUCAUUGCUGGUGAUUUUAUUGGGCUCUAUGAUAUGGUUCCUCAAAUCAUUUCUCUCAAUACAAAACUUUUGAUGUGCAUUACCUGAACACACACUAAAUUGAUUCUGGAACAUAGGCCUCGUUUCAGGAAUGGAUAUGUGACAAAUGGCAGUACUAGUUUUUAUUAUAUUUUUGUUAGUUGAUUCUUUACAUCAUUAUUCUAAUGGAAAGUCAUGAAAUAUGUGUUAUAUGAGAAUGCUAUUUUGACAUUCCAUAAACUUGCACUUUAUUAUUUUUCUUUGUCUUUUAGUAGCAACAUAGAUAAAAAAAAUGGGAUGGUAAAAUAAAAGUCGAAAAUGUUUUUAUUUACUUCCCUAUUUAAUUUUAAGUCUGCUAAGUAAAUCAGGUUGGGAAUAUUGUUUGUGGAUAACACCUCACAGGUUUCUCUAUGACUUCUAGAAGGCAGUAGAAAACUAAGUUCAGUCUCUGUUUUAUUCUACAAGCAAGAAUGAGGUUUUAAUUAUGUUAUUCUACCUGACUGAAAUAUCAGAGCCAAAAUUUCCAUGGAUUAUAAAGUUUUUAAUAAGUCACCUGUGCCUAAAGUUACAAAAAUAAUUUAUAUGUAAGAGUACUUAUAUUAAUAUUUCUCAGUUUAAUGAUGAACUUUGUGAAAUAUGUUAUUGAUCAUUUGAUUAGAUCUGUUUUGAUUGUGGAUAUACAUGCUGACUUAGUCCAGUAGUAUGAGAACUAUGUGAAGGCUUUGUCAGCAUACUCAAAGUGCCAACACUUAAAAAUGGCAACCCAAAGUUUACAUUAUACACCUUUGUAAAUAAUAAAAAAAAGCCAAAACAUCUUCACAGAGAUGACAUGUAGUAAAUGACAUCAUACAUGUUAACUAACCCAUAUAUGUAAUAUAUAAAUGUGUUUAUUUGUGAAUCAAGACAUAAUUGAUAUGUUAUCAGAUGCUAUAGCGGCUUGUACAAAUGUCUUCUGAACAAAUUUGGAAAGGCUAAUUUUAUUUUAUAUUUUAAACUAGUAAACUCCUUGUGCAGCAUGUUAUGUCCAUAAACAAAUAAGCCAUUGUUCAAAGUAUGUUUAAGUGGCCAUUUAAUAAACAUUCCUUAUUACUAUACUCAUUAAGAAGCUAUGGCAAGUGUUUAAGCAUAUAGCUUGCAAUGAGCAGUUUGCAGUAAUGCAUUCAUUAAAAUUGGUGGAAGUGUUUCCAUUUGGCUCCAAAUAGCAAGAGUCCUGUUUUCUUACGAGUGAUUCAUUUUACCUAAUUUAAAUGAAAUUAUUAAGUUAUAGUAUACAGUAAACUCAAAAAUCACAUCAAAUAUUUACCAUUUAAAACCAAAUAACUUUUAAUUUUUAUAUUGUACUUGGUAAAUGAAGUCACAUGUAGCUACAUGUAAUCGACUACAGUGAGGUACAGUAUUCCACAUUUCAAAGAAUUAAGCUGUAAUCUAUAUGUUAAAAAUAACAUGGCUCAUUAGAGAGUUUUUAAAAUCAAUUUAAUCUGAUGUUUCAGAAGUUAAAUAAUAUGACUAAGCCAUUUUAUUUUGUAAGUUGACUGUGACAGUUGGAGGAGGGAGAGAGGUUGUUUAUUUAAAGUUGUAAAACAGUAAUUAAGGUUUUUUAUGUGCUUGUUUUGGUUACUUGGUUCCCAUUUAGGCACAGAAUCCUUUCUUUUAUGUGGAGUUUCCAUGUUUUUUCUGUGUGUAUACCAGCUUUGUAACUGUACCAGCAUCUUCUCAUCUUGUACCUUGCAGCAAAUUGGCAGAAUAUUCAAGAGGAUUGCUUCUUUUUGCCCAUUUGUGCCAAGAGAGGCAUUAGCUGCACCUUUACAAAACCGUGUUGUUGCAGAUACAGAGAAUGAUUUAAUGUAAAACCUGUUUAAAAAAACAAAAUAAGAAAAAAAGAAAAAAUAACAUCAGGUCAUCCAUGGCAUUGUAGCACUUUAUAAUUUGAAUAUGUUUCAUUAUUAAUGAUAGGUCAUAACCAGGUCAGAGGGAAAAAGAAUUUUAAAUGUAACUGUUAACAUCUGCUUUAUAAGCACAAGCAGAUUAAUUGCAAAACCUUUUAUUCCACUUUUCCAAAAUAUUUUAAUGUUGUUCUUUAUAAAACAUGUGUAGUAAAAAAUGUUUUAUUUACAAUCCAGCCCUAACUUUAAUUGCAACAAAUAAAGGUAACAUAUUCACUCAAAGGUCACUUCAUUGGUUUUGACUUUUAUAAGGCCUGCUGACGAUUUUUCUGAGCCCGUCUCUGAACUUUUUCAUUAAUUUCUGAUUGUGUGGGAGAAUAAAAAAUACCUAAAUACAGUAACCAAAUGACUACCUUGCUUUCGCUAAAUGUUAGAUGUCACUGGUUACUAAAACCCUGCACUUUUUUCUUAUUACUGUACUUCAAAAACUCACGAUGGCUUUUGUAAAGAGUAUUUUCAGUCCUCACUUAUAGAAUGUUCAAAAUGUUCAAGUGAGUAGUUUAUUUAUAGUUGAUUUUUGGUUUAAUAAACCACUGUAUAAAAACACUGAUCCUCUGGUUCAUGACGACAGAACAAUGUUGAUGAAUUAUGUAAAAGAUAGCUUGAAA